CGGAAGUUACGUUUGUAAACGGGUGCCACUCACAACUUCAUUUGUUUUUUUAAGGUGUUAUGGACGUUAGCAGCUUGCGUAUUCGGCUGCUGCAUAGCUAUGCAAAGGGGACCUAGUUACUGUGGUGCGUGAAUUACGCUGCUCGAAUUCGAAGCACGGACAUUGCUUCCUUCGUUUCUUCAGAGAUCAUUCCGUUGCAGACCAUGGGUCGGCUGGAUGAUGCAGCAAAAUACAAAGUCGUGGAGCUUCGGAAGGCUGGACUUAGUUUCCGUAAGAUCAAAGCUGUACUGGAGCUGGAGAACAUCAAAGUUUCAGCACAAGCCAUAUACCUCUACCUGAGGGAGUUUCAGGGUAGACCACCAGGGAGGGUCAGACCUGCAGAAGCUGGGGGGAGCCCUUUGGUUGCUCAGGCUACACCUAGAUCUGGAGCUUUGCAUGAGAGCUGGAGCAAUAACCGUCUCCAGAAUCGAAUGCACGAGCCUCCUCAUCAUUCAGGAUUUGCAACUGCUUCAGGUUUCCCCAAGCAGUCCUCCACAAAUUCCGAAACAAGUGGAAAUGCAUCGAGUUCUGUGGAGAGCAGCGGAAGCAGCCGACUAGAGCAGCAGCAGCACGGGGAAAAUAAAGAAGAAAACGACAUUCAGAUUGUAAGUGUCACUUCUCUUGCCCAGCAAGAAGAGAAAAGAGUUCCUCAUGCUGGAAACACAGUAGAGGCUUCUGCUUUCUCCACUUCAACAGCUUCAAAUGUACUCAUGAGGAGAAGAGUCACACCUUCACCUGCAACAAGUUCAAUAUUGGCAGCUCGAAGAAGACUUUUGGAUAAAGCACUGUCACACAAAACAAAGGUGUUAUCGUUGUUGAGAAAAGAACCCUCAAACGUACAAAGUUCAGAUCCGAAGGGUUCGCUCUCACAGUUACCUGACACCUACGAUUUGACCACGGAAAAGCCUGUUAUCAAUGGUCAGCUCGGAGGAGACGGAUCUUCCCGAAGCUUCACUACACAGAGACCAGGACUGAGUCUUCGUUCCUUUCAGCUCCCUCCUCGUGUUGGGAUUCGUCUUCCCAACCGCCCACAACCACCUUUGACAUCCUCAGCUCCAAGGCCCUCACUUGUUCGUUUGCAGUCUCCUGGAAGCCAAGGGCCAACUUGCAGAGAAGGAAAUCCAAGCCCACAGCAGGCAGUCCAAGAUGCCGGAGGCAGGAGCGGUUUACAAGAGCAGAUUCAGAUUUUGGGCACUGAGGUGCGCAGUUUGGGUCUGGCGGUCAAGAUGCUCGUGGAGCAGCAGUGCCGCCUGGAAAGAGAGCAGCUGCAGCAAACGCAGAUACAAAAGCAGAUACUCGGCACACUUCAGAGCUUUGCCUCCAAAAUUGGACAUUGCAGCAGCGGUCGACAGCAGCUCAACAAAACUCCAUCCCCCUCUUCUUUACCGGCAACCUCUGGCCCUUCCUCCUUCAGCCAAGACUCCUUCUGUUUCAGUCAAGGAACUUACAACCAGUGCAGCCAAACACAGCCGAGUUAUAAAUCCUUAGAAAGUCUACAAAACGUAGAGGCCUUAAGGCUGUCGGCGCUGAGCCCAACUAACAUGAAUGGGUUUCCAUCUUGCAGCAAUGCAGAGAGCCAUUCCCUUUCUCACAGUACCCCUCAAACCCAACCAUACCCCGCUGCUUACACCCAACAGAGCAGUCAGACACUUGUGCCCCCUUACUCAGAGUCGUACAUAGCCUCAUACAGCAAGUCACAACCUCAGAAUUUCAAAACGCCAGAGGGAAAAACAUCCGACUUCACAAGCAGUUGUUCAAGGAUUUUUCAAGACUGCAGUUUGUCCACUCAGCGGGGGAUGAACUCGAGCCUGUCUGCUCAGGAUCAACAGAUCAACAGUAUCAAAGUGGAAGGGCCUUAGAGAGAUCUUUAGAUGUCACUGUGUUUGAGAGCCACAACGUCCUGGAUGAGCAUCCUUUGCCAUGACUGCAACAAGUGUUUUUACAUUAUAAUAAUAGUAAUGUAGCAUUUUUAUUAAUCAUUUUCAUUGGUAAUUUUACAAAGAAAAAUGCUUCCUGAUUAAUGAAGGUUUUCUUUACAAUAGGAAGAGAGAUCAUUGACUGAAAGAAGAAAACUGUUUUGUGAGAAAAAAAACUUUCUGUAAUUGUAUCUGUUUGCCUUGAAGUAAUAGGAAUUGCAAUAGAAACUAUACAUUUUCAAACUUGUAUGAUGAGUAAUUAAAACAUAAAACGUAUCACAA
Molecule: messenger RNA, 2237 nt
Organism: Oryzias latipes (Japanese medaka)
Lineage: Eukaryota; Metazoa; Chordata; Actinopteri; Beloniformes; Adrianichthyidae
Source: RefSeq, a predicted model, not a curated record